AAACAACUAAAAAGAAAUCUGGGACUUCGUGAAGAUGAUAUGAGCAAAGGAAAUGGAUUUUAAGAGGUUCAUGAUUGAGGCACAAUUGAAUUUGGUGUUUGGUACCAGAGAAGGAAAUAUAUAAUGUAGAGAGCGUGCAACUGUCUGAAUUUUUCACCAGUUGAAAUGGAUCGUAAAGUUGAUCAUCAUUCCCAGAAGCCUCCAAUCAAGGGAAUCAAAGGCAUAGAAGAAUCAGUUUUCUUGCACGGGGACUUGGAUCUACACAUAAUUGAAGCAAAAAAUCUUCCAAAUAUGGAUUUUCAUACUGAAACCGUGAGAAAAUGUUUCACUGCAGGAAACAAUUGUGCACCUCCCUUUGUAAAAGGACUCAAGACACACUCUGGAAAACAUAAAAUGAUCACUAGCGAUCCUUAUGUCUCUGUCUCUCUAGCAGGGGCUACUGUAGUUCAAACUAGAGUCAUAUCUAAUUGUGAGAACCCUGUGUGGGAUGAACGCUUUAUUGUGCCAGUUGCUCACCCUGUUCAAAAAGUUGUGUUUCUCGUGAAAGAUGAUGACGUUUUCGGAGCUGAACUGAUUGGAGUCGUGGAGAUAUCUGCCCAGAAGAUUUUGUUGGGAAAUACUGUUAAUGAUUGGUUUCCCAUCAUCGGCAAUGGAAACUGCUUAAAACCUUAUCCUGAGUUGCAUAUUUCUUUGAAGUUUGUGGCCGUGGGAGACAACGAUCGGACAAGUUAUUUUGGUGUCCCUAAUACAUAUUUCCCCCUCCGGAAAGGUGGGAGUGUGACUCUUUAUCAAGAUGCUCAUGUACCAAUUGGUAUGCUACCUGAAAUUCUACUUGAGGGUGGAAAAGUCUUUAACCAGGGUAGAUGCUGGGAGGAUAUAUGCCAUGCCAUUUUGGAAGCUCACCAUUUAAUAUAUGUUAUAGGAUGGUCUAUUUACCACCCUAUAAAGCUUGUCAGAGAACCAACAAAACCUAUACCUACUGGAGGAGAGCUUUCACUUGGAGAAUUGUUGAAAUACAAAUCACAAGAAGGAGUCCGCGUGGUUAUCUUGAUUUGGGAUGACAGAACAUCGCAUGACACCUUUUUUUUGAAAACGGAAGGUGUCAUGCAGACACAUGAUGAAGCAACAAAAAAAUUCUUUAAACACUCCACUGUCCAUUGCGUGCUAUCUCCACGUUAUCCAAGCAAUAAACUCAGUAUCUUCAAGCAACAUGUUGUGGGAACACUUUUUUCACAUCAUCAGAAGUGCGUUCUUGUUGACACUCAAGCUUCUGGGAAUAAUAGGAAAAUAACUGCUUUUAUUGGUGGCCUGGAUCUAUGCGAUGGCAGAUAUGAUACCCCUGAGCAUCGGCUCUUCACUGAUCUUGAUACUGUCUUUAAAGAUGAUUUCCACAAUCCUAUACUUCCGUCGAGUUAUACUGGUGGACCAAGAGAACCAUGGCAUGACUUGCAUUGCAAAGUUGAGGGGCCAGCUGCAUAUGAUAUAUUAACUAAUUUUGAGCAAAGAUGGAGGAAAGCCAAAAAAUGGCGUAACAUAAGGCUAAACAAGGUUACAAAUUGGCGUGAUGAUGCCUUGCUUAGGCUUGAUCGAAUAUCAUGGAUUGUCACACCAUCUAUUCGUGUUGAUGAUGAUACAAAUGUUCACGUAACUCAAGAAAACGAUCCUGAGACUUGGAAUGUGCAGGUAUUUCGGUCCAUAGAUUCAGGAUCUGUCAAGGGUUUUCCAAAGGACGUUAUGGAAGCUAAGGCUCAGAAUCUAAUCUGUGGAAAAAAUUUGAAAGUUGACAAAAGCGUUCAUGCUGCUUAUGUAUAUGCAAUAAGAUCAGCUCAACGCUUCAUAUAUAUAGAGAAUCAAUAUUUUCUUGGAUCCUCAUUUCAUUGGCCUUCCUACAAAACUGCAGGUGCAAAUAACUUGGUUCCUAUGGAGUUGGCUUUGAAAAUUGCCAGCAAGAUCAGUGCUAAAGAACGUUUUUCUGUGUAUAUAGUGAUCCCCAUGUGGCCAGAAGGGGUUCCAUCUAGUGCUGCUGUACAAGAAAUAUUGUUCUGGCAGGGACAGACAAUGUCUAUGAUGUACAGGAUUGUUGCUGAUGCCCUUAAAAAGGCAGGUCUCGCUGACCGCUGUCACCCACAAGAUUAUCUCAAUUUUUUUUGCCUUGGAAAGCGUGAGCCUCAAAUUUCUCCAAGUCCAUCACCGGCAUUUCAUACAGCUGAAAGCCGUGCUUUGGCUUCGGUGAAAAAAUUCAGACGGUUUAUGAUCUAUGUUCAUGCCAAAGGAAUGAUAGUUGAUGAUGAAUACGUACUCAUUGGAUCUGCAAAUAUUAACGAGAGAUCCUUGGAUGGUUCAAGGGAUACAGAAAUCGCAAUGGGUGCUUAUCAACCAAAAUACACAAAGAAAGCAAAGAAGACUCGUCCGCAUGGCCAGGUGUAUGGUUACCGAAUGUCACUGUGGGCUGAACAUCUGGGCAGUGUUGAAGAUACUCUUGAUGAACCGGACCUGCAAUGUGUGAGAUAUGUCAACAACGUUGCCGAACGGAACUGGGCUGCAUAUGUAUCUGAUGAUGCAGGGAUCAUGUGGGGACACUUGAUGCAGUAUCCAGUUCAUAUCAGCGCAGAUGGGACAGUCAGUGCACUUCCAGGUCAUGAGACCUUUCCUGACGUUGGUGGUAAAAUUCUUGGAUCCCCCAACUCUCUCCCGGAUGCACUAACCACAUGA
Prosopis cineraria is the source of this 2712-nucleotide messenger RNA. Its product is annotated as phospholipase D delta-like. NCBI's taxonomy places the organism in Eukaryota, Viridiplantae, Streptophyta, Magnoliopsida, Fabales, Fabaceae. Gene Ontology annotation, cellular component: plasma membrane. The record is from RefSeq and is a predicted model, not a curated record. Gene Ontology annotation, molecular function: D-type glycerophospholipase activity; calcium ion binding. Gene Ontology annotation, biological process: phosphatidylcholine metabolic process; phospholipid catabolic process.